UCUUCAUUUCAUUUGGUAAAGUCUUAAGAAAGUGAGCCCAUGGGUUUUCGGCGGUGGAAACCCCUUAACGAUUAUUUUCACGCGUGGAAAUUAUUCAGACGGUGAUGAAGGCUGUAAACUUGCGUUAGUGGGCGGUGACAACUUCUGCAUCCUAGCGCUCUUUUCACAUUUCCAGCUGUGAGUCACUGCAAGAAAGACAGAAACCUGGAUUUUCAGCGCUUAUUCACUGGAAAUAAACCUUAAUUCCGCGCAUGUGGGAGUGCAUAGGCAUUUGCUGCGUUUACCUUUUGAAAUCAGUGUCCGGCGGUAUUGUUUAUGUGGGCUGUUAAGAGAUAAGAUACAGCCCUCGUUAUCAGCCUUGAUUUUUUGGUGAGAAAGCGUCUAUUAGAAUCGACUCACCCCGCGGCUCGCUUGUGAUGGUUCAGUCCAGCUGCGAGAGUCCAGUCUCGAUGCACUGGGAUUUUUCUCAGCGCCGACACCAAGUGAAUCUCCCUUUUAAAACCAUCUGAUAACCGUGCCUGCCAAAAAAAUCCCACCAUGAGCGCCUCUUUGAAUUGUGACAGAACGGGACUCGUGAGGACUGAGUGCAGAUGUACAUACACCGGGACGAGGAGAUUGUAUAAGGAUGGUAUCAGGUUUUGUGCGCUAAUGAAGGUGGGAGUACAGGCGCAUCAUUGGAGCGGGGUGCUGUUCUUCUAUAUGGGGCUGCUGGCUGCAUCGGCUAAGGCUCAAAACUGCAGUCACACAUUACACAGUCCAAAUGGGACAAUAGAAAGCCCUGGAUACCCGUAUGGAUAUCCCAACUACGCCAACUGCACAUGGGUAAUUGUGGCACAGGAACACAACCGGAUACAGUUGGUAUUUCAAGGCUUUGCAUUAGAGGAGGACUUUGACAUCCUCUCGGUCUAUGAUGGACAGCCGAGUCCAGGAAACUUACGAACACGGUUGACGGGGUUUCAACUUCCUGCUCCUAUAGUGAGCACAGGACCGAGACUCACACUGUGGCUGCUGUCAGACUACGCCGUAAGCGGCCAAGGAUUCAAAGCGGUGUACGAAGCCCUUCCGAGCUACACCUGUGGAAAUCCAGGCCAACUUCUCAAUGGCAUGCAGCAGGGCUCCACUUUUAACAUCGGGGACAAGAUCCGCUACAGCUGCAACCAGGGUUAUAUGCUGGAGGGUCACACGGUACUGUCCUGUCUGGCCACCUCCUCCGGGACGGCUGCCUGGGACUUCCCCCUGCCGUACUGUCGAGCGGAUGAUGGCUGUGGUGGCACAUUACGAGGUCAAAGCGGCGUCAUCAACAGUCCAAACUACCCACAGGAGUACAACAACAACGCUGACUGCACCUGGACCGUGCUGGCUGAGCCGGGUGACACCAUCGCCUUGGUCUUCUCUGACUUUCAGCUAGAAGAGGACUAUGACGUUCUGGAAAUAACCGGCACGGAAGGAUCCUCUCAGUGGUUCACUGGUCCUCACCUGCCAUCACCCAUCAUCAGCAGCAAGAACUGGCUCAGGCUCCACUUCACAUCCGACGGAAACCACAAGUUGAGAGGCUUCAGUGCUCAGUACCAAGUGAAGAAGAUGACAGAACUGAAGUCCAGAGGGGUAAAGAUGCUGCCAAGUAAAGACAACCAUAGCAAGAUAUCAGUUUUAUCACAGAUGGGUGUAGCGCAAGGACACAACAUGUGUCCAGACCCAGGAAUCCCGGAGAGGGGCAAAAGAAAAGGCUCAGAUUUCAGGCGAGGUGCUACCGUUCACUUUUCUUGUGACGAAGGCUAUGAGCUUCAGGGCUCCAAAAGCAUCACCUGUCUGCGAGUUACAGACAGUUACGUGGGCUGGAGUGAUGACCGGCCCAUCUGUAGAGCUCCGAUGUGUGGUGGGCAACUCCGUGGCCCUAAUGGUGUCAUCACCUCACCCAACUUUCCAGUACAGUACGACAACAAUGCUAACUGCACUUGGAUCAUCACAGCAUCUGACCCAUCCAAGGUGAUCAAGCUGACUUUUGAAGACUUUGAGCUGGAACGUGGCUAUGAUACUCUUACCGUAGGAGACGGGGCAGUAAUCGGCGAUCAGCGGACGGUCUUUCAUGUGUUGUCUGGAAGCACAACACCAGAUCUGGUGGUCAGCACCAGCCAUCAGAUGUGGCUUAAUUUUAAAACGGAUGACACCAGUGGCUCUUUGGGCUUUAAGGUUUCUUAUGAAGAAAUCGACCAGGGUGGGUGCGGAGACCCAGGAAUCCCGGCCUACGGCAAGAGAGAAGGCUCGGGCUUCCGACAUGGAGACAAGCUGUAUUUUGAGUGCCUUCCAGCCUUUGAGCUGGUAGGAAAAAAGAACAUUACCUGCCAGAAAAAUAAUCAGUGGUCAGCCAAGAAGCCAAGCUGCGUGUUUUCAUGUUUCUUCAACUUUACAACUCCUUCUGGGGUCCUGCUGUCACCAAACUACCCUCAGGAGUAUGGCAACAACAUGCACUGCGUGUGGCUGAUCAUUGCCAAACCCGAGAGCCGGAUCAACCUGGCCUUCAAUGACCUGAAUAUGGAGAAGCAAUUUGACUUCCUGUCCAUUAAGGACGGGGGCAAGGCAGAGUCGCCCAUUCUGGGCACCUUUUCCGGGGACGUGCUGCCGUCACCCAUCACCACCAGCGGCCAUGUGGCCCGGCUUGAGUUUUUGACUGAUCACACGUACACAGACCGUGGAUUCAACAUCACCUUCACAACGUUUCGGCACAACGAGUGUCCUGAUCCCGGAGUUCCGGUGAAUGGGAAACGUUUCGGCGAGAGCCUGCAACUCGGCAGCUCCAUCUCUUUCUUGUGUGAAGAGGGGUUUGUAAAGACCCAUGGCUCUCAGACCAUCUCAUGCAUCCUGAAGGAUGGAAACGUUGUGUGGGACAACGCUGUGCCACGCUGCGAAGCUCCAUGUGGUGGAAACCUGAAGGCUUCAAGUGGAAUCAUUCUGUCUCCGGGUUGGCCUGAGCUCUAUAGAGAAGCCCUCAACUGUGAGUGGAUCAUCGAGGCUCCACCAGGAUAUCCUAUUAAGAUCAUCUUUGACAAAUUCCGGACGGAGGUUAACUAUGACGUUCUUGAGGUACGGGAUGGGCGCUAUCCUUCCUCGCCUCUGAUUGGUAGUUAUCAGGGAACACAAGUCCCACAGUUCCUCAUUAGUACCUCGAGCUUCCUGUAUCUGCUCUUCACCACCGAUAAGAGCCACUCCGACAUCGGCUUCCGCAUCCGAUACGAGACCCUGCAGCUGCAGUCGGACCACUGCGUUGAUCCUGGAAUUCCAGUCAACGGUCAGCGCCAUGGGAAUGAUUUUUAUGUGGGGGCUCUGGUGACAUUUAGCUGUGAAGCCGGAUACACCCUCAGUGACAACGAACCCCUUGAGUGCGAACCCAACUUCCAGUGGAGUCGACCCCUGCCCAGCUGUGAUGCUCUUUGUGGAGGGUUUAUUCAGGGGAACAGUGGCACAAUUUUAUCCCCUGGGUUUCCUGACUUCUACCCCCACAACCUCAAUUGUACCUGGAUGAUUGAGACUUCACAUGGUAAAGGCGUCCAGUUUACCUUCCACACAUUUCACUUGGAGAGCCCACACGAUCACCUCUUAGUCACAGAAAAUGGUAGUUUCUCUCAGCCCCUGUGGAGGCUGACCGGAUCCACACUGCCCCCGCCCCUCAGCGCCGGUCUCUUUGGGAACUACACGGCACAAAUCCGUUUCCUCUCCGACUUCUCUGUGUCUUACGAAGGCUUCAACAUCACUUUCUCAGAAUAUGACCUGGAGCCCUGCGAAGAUCCGGGCGUCCCCCAGUUCAGUACUCGCAAGGGGCUGCAAUUCGGGGUGGGGGAUGCCCUCAUCUUCUCCUGUUUUCCGGGGUACCGUCUAGAGGGUCCGGCGAGGGUGGUGUGUCUAGGGGGGCGUCGGCGGGUGUGGAGUUCCCCUCUGCCAAGGUGUGUUGCUGAAUGUGGGUCAUCUGUAACCGGGAAACAAGGAGUCUUGCUCUCUCCCAACUACCCUGGGUACUAUGGUAACAACCAUGAAUGCAUCUAUUCAAUCCAAACGCAGCCCGGCAAAGGGAUUCAGCUCCGAGCACGGGAUUUUCAUCUGGAAGAUGAUGACAUUCUUAUGGUGUAUGACGGUAGCAGCAACAACGCCCGCUUGCUGGGCACGUUCACGAAUACAGAGCUGAUGGAUGUUACUCUGAACAGCACGUCCAGCUCUAUGUGGCUGGAGUUCGUCAGUAACAGUGACAAUACAAGCAAGGGUUUCGAACUACACUUUACCAGCUUCGAAUUGGUGAAGUGUGAGGAUCCAGGCGUUCCACAGUUUGGUUUUAAACUGGAAGACAAAGGUCACUUUGCAGGCAGCACGGUGUCGUAUAGCUGUGACCCUGGCUAUACUUUAAGAGGCCCGGAGGUCCUGACGUGUCUCAGAGGAGAGAGAAGAGCAUGGGACAACCUCCUCCCGCUGUGUGUGGCCGAGUGCGGAGGAACGAUUAAAGACGAGCUCACUGGACGUAUUCUGUCUCCCGGUUACCCGGCUCCAUACGAGCACAACCUGCACUGUGUCUGGACCAUUGAGGCGGCACUUGGAAGCACCGUCGGGCUACAUUUCCUGGUCUUCCAUACAGAGGAAGUGCAUGAUGUUUUGAGGAUCUGGGAUGGUCCUCAGGAUGGAGGCGUGUUGCUUAGAGAGCUGAGCGGCUCUACACUUCCUCCAGAUCUUCACAGCACCUUUAACACUGUCAGUUUGCAGUUUACAACCGACUUCUUCACCAGCAAACAAGGCUUUGCUUUGCAGUUCUCAGUUUCAACUGCCACUUCCUGUAAUGAUCCUGGAAUUCCAACUAAUGGCACUCGGAUCGGAGACAGCAGAGAACCGGGGGAUCGUGUGCUUUUCCUGUGUGAUCCGGGCUACGUCCUACAAGGGGCGACCAAGAUCACAUGCACUGAAAUCAACAACCGUUUCUUCUGGCAGCCUGAUCCGCCCACUUGUUCCGCUCCGUGUGGUGGGAAUCUGACUGGCCCCAGUGGUCUGAUCCUUUCUCCUGAAUAUCCAGAGCCAUAUCCUCAUGGCAGAGAAUGUGACUGGACUGUUUCAGUAUCUCCUGACCACAUAAUUUCUCUCAACUUCAAUCACUUUAGCCUAGAACCAAGCUAUGACUUUCUGCACGUUUACGAUGGGCCUGAUUCUCUCAGCCCACUGCUGGGCAGUUUUUAUGGCACUGAUGUCCCUGAACGCAUCGAGAGCAGCUCCAACACGCUCUUUCUGGCCUUUCGAAGUGACGCCUCGCUCAGCAGCAAUGGAUUCGUCAUUCAGUACACAGAGAAUCCCAGAGAAUCAUGUUUUGAGCCAGGCCUGGUGCGCAAUGGAACCCGCGUCGGCGCUGAGCUAAAGCUGGGAGCCACGGUCACCUAUUACUGUGACAACGGCUACACUUUGGAGGGAGACGCCACUCUCACCUGCAUCAUGGGGGGAGACGGCAAGCCUGGCUGGAACAAACCAAAGCCUGUUUGCAUAGCUCCAUGCGGUGGUCAGUAUUCCGGGUUAGAGGGGGUGGUGCUCUCCCCUGGUUACCCUGGAAACUACAGCAGCGAGAGGACCUGCCUUUACUCUGUUAUUGUGCCGAAGGACUAUGUGGUGUUCAGCCAGUUCGCCUUCUUUCAGACGGCGCUGAAUGAUAUCGUGGAGGUGUACGAUGGCCCUACGCAGCAUGCCCGCGUUUUGAGCUCGCUCUCUGGGGCGCACACAGGUGAAUCAUUGCCGUUAGCCACUUCCAACCAGAUCCUUAUCCGGUUCUCCUCCAAGGGUCAGUCAAGCUCCAGAGGUUUCCACCUUGCCUAUCAAGCUGUCCCAAGGACCAGCGCGACCCAGUGCAGCUCCGUACCAGAGCCUAGGCACGGCAAGCGCACAGGGAACAACUUUGCGGUGGGGGCCGUGGUGACUUUCGAGUGUAAUGCAGGAUAUGUCCUGGAGGGACCCAACGCCAUCGAAUGCCUGACUGUACCCAACGCUCUAGCUCAAUGGAACGGGAGCAUCCCCAGCUGCAUCGUGCCAUGUGGAGGGAAUUUGACCCAGCGGAUAGGGACUAUUCUUUCGCCCGGUUACCCCGAACCGUACCUGAACAGCCUGAGCUGUGUGUGGAAGAUCACUGUGCCUGAGGGAAUGGGAAUUCAGAUCCAGGUGAUUAGCUUUGUGACGGAGCAGAACUGGGACUCUCUUGAGGUGUUUGAUGGGGGUGACAACACUGACACCAUGCUGGGAAGCUUCUCAGGUACGACAGUCCCAGCUCUGCUAAACAGCACCUCCAACCAGCUUUACCUGCACUUCUUCUCAGACAUCAGCGUCUCUGCAGCAGGUUUCCGUCUGGAGUACAAGACUGUGUCUCUCACUAGCUGUCCUGAGCCCAUCGUACCCAUGAAUGCGUACAAAGUGGGUGAUAGGCUACACAUGAACAACGUGGUGUCGUUCCAGUGUGAUCCCGGUUAUACUUUGCAGGGAGUCUCCCAUAUCUCCUGCAUGCCCGGGCCUGUGCGCCGCUGGAACUAUCCACCUCCUCUCUGCAUCGCUCAGUGUGGGGGAAUCAGAGAGGAGAUGGAAGGCACCAUCCUCAGCCCUGGUUUCCCAGGAAACUACCCUAGCAACAGUGACUGCACCUGGAGGAUUUACUUACCAGUCGGUUACGGGGCUCAUGUGCAAUUCCUCAACUUCUCCACCGAAGCCAACCAUGAUUUCCUGGAAAUAAGGAACGGACCUUUCGACACCAGCACUGUGAUCGGCAGAUUCAGUGGACAGGACAUACCACCAUCUCUUCUAACCACCUCGCACGAGACUACCAUAUAUUUCCACAGCGAUCAUUCUCAGAAUAAACCUGGCUUCAGAUUUGAUUAUCAGGCUUAUGAACUUCAGGAGUGUCCAGACCCUGAACCCUUUCGCUAUGGUGUGGUGGUUGGGGCGGGUUAUAAUGUCGGCCAGUCCAUUUCCUUUGAGUGCUAUCCCGGGUAUCAGCUGAUGGGCCAUUCCAUUCUCACCUGUCAGCACGGAACGACACGCAGCUGGGAUUAUCCGUUUCCUCGCUGUGAAGUCCCCUGUGGAGGUAACAUUACAUCAGAAAAUGGCACUAUCUUCUCCCCUGGUUACCCGGAGGAUUACCACACUUCUGCGGACUGCAGCUGGCUGAUCACAGUGGCUCCUGGCCUUGGUAUUCGGCUUAAUUUCACCCUUCUGCAAGUCCAUGGCCCCCAAGACUUCAUCAGUGUCUGGGAUGGACCUCAAGAAACUACUCGAAAACUGGGUGUGUUUACUGAGGGGGAACCAAACAAGCCACCCAGCAGCACCUCUAACCAAGUAUUGAUACGUUUUCGGAGCAACUCUGAAAAAGGUGGACUGUUCAAGAUCAACUACCAAGCCUACAGACUUCAGUUUUGCUUGCCACCUCCCAUCAUACCAAAUGCAGAAAUUCUGAUGGCAAGCAAGGAAUUUAAGAUUGGUGACAUUGUGCGUUACAGGUGUUUGCCGGGAUAUCAUCUGAAUGGAAACAGCAUUCAAACCUGUCGCCUGGGGACGCACCUUGAGUUCGAGGGGCCUCCACCUUCAUGUGAUAUUACCUGUCCCAUGAACGAGGUGCUAACAGCCUCUACAGGUAUAAUCCUAAGCCAGUCACCGGGUAGCAGUCUACCCCACUUUGAGUCCUGCUCAUGGGUGGUAAAGGUGGAUUCAGGUUACAACAUUACUUUCACCGUUGAACACUUCCAGACCAGCAGACAGUUUGAUGAGCUUGAGAUAUUUGAUGGUCCCUCAAGACAGAGUCCACUGCUUAUAUCUCUGAGUGGAAACUAUUCAUCUCCCCUCAGUAUCACCAGCUCCUCAAACAGAGUUUUUCUGCACUGGUCCUUCGAUCAUACCUCGAGCCACAAGGGUUUUCGUAUUCGCUACUCAGCGGCGUACUGCAGCACCCCAGACCCUCCGGUGAAUGGUUCAGUACACAGUCAGACAGGCACGAAGCUGGGCAGCACCUUGCGCUUUAGUUGCGACCGGGGCUUCAACCUGAUUGGCCAGACCACCGCCACCUGUACCCGUACCCCGCAAGGCAUUCACCAAUGGAAUGCUCCAGUGCCACUGUGCCAAGUUGUAUCGUGUGGGAUGCCCAUCGCUCCUGUAAACGGGACUGUCAUAGGGCAGCAUUUCACUCUCGGCUCUAGGGUCACAUUUUCUUGUAACCCUGGCUUCCGAUUGGCCAAUGCUCAGCCUGUGUCAACGGUUUGCCUAGAAUCAGGGAGAUGGAGCCCGAUGGAGACCCGCCCUCGUUGUGUCCCUGUGACCUGCCCUGACAUCAGCCACUCCACAGUGGAUCAUGGGAGAUGGAGACUUAUUUACGGCAUGCAAAAUAAAUAUGAGGCCAUGAUGAUGCUGACAUGUGACCCUGGAUAUUUCUACAAGGGUCAAAGGGUCAUCCGCUGCCAGGCUAAUGGCACCUGGGAUUACCCUGAGCCUAGGCCGUCCUGUGAAAUCAUUUCCUGUGGAGAGCUCGGAACACCUCCGAAUGGGAAUAAAAUAGGAACGUUGACCGUGUACGGAGCUACAGCUAUUUUCUCCUGUAACACGGGUUAUACACUGGUGGGCUCCAGAGUAAGAGAGUGCAUGUCCAAUGGCCUGUGGAGUGGAGCUGAGGUCCAAUGUCUAUCUGGACACUGUGGCACACCAGAGCCUAUUGUGAACGGUCAGAUCAUUGGAGAGAACUACAACUACAGAGGCAGCGUCGUUUACCAGUGUAAUCCCGGAUUCAGGCUGAUCGGUGUAUCCGUCCGCAUCUGCGAGCAGGACCACCGCUGGUCUGGGAAGACUCCUGUCUGCAUUCCUAUCACCUGUGGACAUCCAGGCACCCCUGCUAAUGGUGUGACUCAGGGAACGCAGUUUAACCUCAAUGACAUUGUGCGGUUCGCCUGCAACCCCGGUUAUGUUCUGCAAGGUGUCGUCAAAUCUCACUGUCAGCUCAAUGGCCAGUGGAGCAACGCUCUGCCCAAGUGCAAAAUUGUGAACUGCACUGAACCAGGUCAUGUUGAGAAUGGUGUCAGACAGGUCCUGCCCAGCGGGCCUCAUCGUUACAGUUUCCAGACCGCAGUAACAUACAGCUGUAACCCUGGAUACUACCUGCUGGGCACCAGCACACUAAGCUGUCAGGGAGACGGCACCUGGGACCGUUCCCUACCCAUGUGCCUAUUGGUUCUCUGCGAUCGUCCCAGCUUGCCUCCAUACGUGCAGAUUUCGGGGGACAGGCACACGGUGGGAUCCGUUAUCCGCUUCAGCUGCAUGGGCCAGCGCACCAUUGUGGGCAACACCACCCGCAUGUGCCAGCUGGACGGCCAGUGGAGCGGCUCCCUGCCACAUUGCUCCGGGGAUUUGGCUGGUAUGUGUGGGGACCCUGGUGUACCGGUGCACGGGAUCCGUCUGGGAGAAGAGUUUUCCGUUGGGAACGUGGUGCGAUUCAGCUGCGAGUCUGGCUACAUUUUGAAGGGCUCCUCUGAACGAUCCUGUCUGGCCAACAGGACCUGGGUGGGCAUUCAGCCUGAGUGCCACGUGGUCUCAUGUGGCAACCCUGGCACUCCUCGCAAUGCCGUUAUCAAGUUUCAUGAUGGAUUCAUGUUUUCCCGCUCUAUCACCUAUGCCUGCAGAGAAGGAUACUACUCCACUGGCUUGCUUACCCGUCAUUGUACGGUCAAUGGCACGUGGACGGGGGAUAUGCCGGAAUGCACAGUCAUACACUGUGGAGAUCCUGGAGUUCCAGCUAACGGCAUCAGACUCGGCAGUGACUUCACCUAUAACCACACCGUGAGCUUCCAGUGUUCACCCGGCUUCACUAUGGACGCUGAUCGUGCAUCAACACUCGUCUGCACCAAGGAUCGUACCUGGAACGGCACCAAGCCUCAUUGUAAAGCUAUUGUGUGUGGUGCUCCACCCAGCAUCCCUAAUGGGCAGGUCCUGGGGACUGACUUCCAGUGGGGUUCAAGCAUCAGCUUCACCUGUAAUCAGGGUUACCAGCUUUCUCUUCCAACUGUGCUCACCUGCCAGGGCUCAGGAAACUGGAGCGGAGAACGGCCUCAAUGUUUUCCUGUGUUUUGUGGAGAUCCCGGCCUACCAGCUCAGGGCAAACGGGAGGACCGAGGGUUCACCUACCUGUCCUCUGUUUCUUUCUCAUGUUACCCACCUUUGAUUCUGGUUGGCUCUGCUCGUCGCUACUGCCAGUACGAUGGAACCUGGAGUGGAACCCAGCCAUCUUGUAUAGAUCCCAGUCACACCAGCUGUGUAGAUCCUGGCACUCCUUUGUUUGGACAUCAGAACAACUCUCAAGGCUACCAGAUUAGCAGUUCAGUGCACUACAGCUGUAGAAAAGGCCACCUUCUUCUGGGAUCCAUCUCUCGCACGUGUCUGCCCAACCUUACCUGGAGUGGCAUGCAGCCUGAGUGCAUUGCCCAUCAUUGUAGUCAGCCUGAGCUUCCUGCACAGGCGGAUGUUGGUGCUAUUGAACUUCCAUCUCUGGGUUAUACGCUCAUCUACACCUGUCAGCCUGGUUUCUACCUGGCUGGAGGGUCUGAGCAUCGUACCUGCAGAGCCGACGGCAGCUGGACGGGGAAACCUCCGCUGUGUGCCCCUGAUAACAGACCAAGCGGAAAAACUGUUGGAACUGUGCAAGAGCCACCAAAUGCAAAAUUACCCGUGCCAACUGGAGUGUUUGCUAAGAACUCUCUUUGGAGGGGUUCAUACGAAUAUCUAGGGAAGAAGCAGCCGGCGAUGUUAAGCAUAACUGCUUUUGAACCAUUCAGCAAUCGGGUCAACGGCACUCUCAUGGACCACAGCGGGGUACAGCUGAAUCUGGCUGGUAUUUAUAAGAAAGAAGAGGCCCAGCUGUUGCUGCAGGUGUAUCAGAUUCGCGGGCCUGUUGAGAUAUUCGUUAACAAGUUCAAAAUUGACAACUGGGCUUUGGAUGGGCAUGUGUCGUACAUGCCUUCCUCUGAUUCUUUUGUUUACCAAGGCUUUGUAAGAGGAAAAGGUUUCGGCCAGUUUGGACUUCAAAGGCUGGAGGGCCUCGAUCCAAAUAGCGAGAAUCCGGGCUAUAACUUUGCCUCCAAUAGCAGUUCAGUGGCAGCAGCCAUUUUAGUGCCUUUUAUUGCAAUGAUCAUAGCAGGCUUUGCUCUCUACCUUUACAAACACAGGAAAAGGCCCAAAGUUCCCUUCAAUGGUUAUGCGGGACACGAGAACACAAACGGGAGGGCGACCUUUGAAAACCCAAUGUAUGACCGCAACAUCCAGCCCACCGACAUCAUGGCCAAUGAGACAGAGUUCACGGUUAGCACAGUUUGUACUGCGGUAUAGCGACCGUUCUCGUCGAAGGUUGGAUAUAAUCACACAACCGUUCCCAUGCUUACAAAUGGGCCACAUGGAUGGACUAAAGAGGAAGAUAUUUUUUAUUUGUAAACCAAUUCCAGUUGUGACAAAAAGUGAUAAACCCUGUCAGCGAUGCGGUAAAAACGCAUCAACAGAGAAAACACUGAGAAAAACCACAUCAAAACUCUGUUCCUACAUUCGUAUGCUAUCUCCUCUUUUUUCCCUCUGAGGGAACUUCCUGUAUAUCUGUGGCACUGCAAAGGGACAAAUGUGACGCUCGUAGCAGUCGCUUGCCAAAAAAAAGACGAGGGAUCUUGUUAGAUAAAACGAGGGCCGCCUAUUCUACCUACUGAGGUGGAAAAAGGCUUUAUGGAGACUUUGGAUACGAGCAGCCAAUUGAAGUCAUGCGUAGUGCGUCCUGGAGAGCUAAAGCUUUGUUUUAGCUUUGUACCUUGAGUUCUUUCCAGGGAGCGCAUUUUGGCUUGUUUAUCAUCUUUAUACAUCAAAGCAGCAAAAUUGCAAACAAGUGCAGACUUUGUUCACAUCACCGAGGACUCGCUCAUUGACGCUCCCGCUAUCAAUUCCCCGAGAAUGUAACUACACCUGAAGGCACAGAUCUCGAAUUGAAGUGGAAUGAGAUUCUGAGGCUUAUUACAACACAUGGAUUCUACGUGUAGCACCUAUCUCUGCUCAUACCAGCCUGGAGGAAAGAGCGCUCUCACCAUCACCAUCCUGGAUGAGAUUGGAUAGUCGGUGCGAUGCUACAAGUAGCCCUUGUGAAGCUGACAUCAUGGCCAUUAUCUGCUAUUUCUUUUUUGACAUUGACAGGAGAAACGCUGCACACCUUUGAAGGCUGGAUUUCAUCUGUAUUGCCCAAAAGGACGUCUAAACAGCACUGUGCAUAUCAUCUUUAUCUGUUUGGUCUUUAAAGGACGUUUUGAGUUGGGAUGUCUUGCAGAUUUUGCAAUCGUUUGUUAGAUAUUCCUCAUUUGAUGAGGUGGAUCAAAUGAUUUCCAAGUGCAUUAGCCCUUGGAAACUUUAUAUAAAGACUGACAAAUAUGUGUCUCUUUCUGUAAAGUCGCAAGCUAAGUGUCAAAAUCUAAAUAGAUUAUGAGAUUAAGAGCAUCCAAAUUUAAAUUCACUCACUUUAAUUUCAAUCUUUGACAUGAUCUUAGUCAAUAUUAAAGAUGUUAUAUUUUCACAGAAUGUUAUUUACAUACCGUAGAAAUCAGAAAAAGUGCUGGGUUUUCACAGACUGGGUCACACAUAACAAGCUCUCAUAAGGAUGACACAAGUUUGAGUUACUAAAUACGGAGCCAGCACCAAAAGUAUAUACAAAUAUUUAGUAAUGUCUGUAGCUUUGUGUCAUAAUCUCUCUUCCCUGCCUGUUUAUCCAUGUCGGCCCCAUGCUUAAGAUAAGCAAAACAGACUUUAAAAAAUUAAUCUGGUUAUUUAUUUGCGUAAACAUUGACUUAAUGUGAAGGAUUGAGGAUGAGAGGUUUACAUUUUUGGAGAAAAGUGUAGAUAACUUCGAUAGUGAUAUUUUCCAAAUAUUCUGGAUGUAGUGUUACUUAUUUUGGUUAUAGGUCUGUUAUUCAAUACUGUCUAUAAAUGGCAUUUAUUUUCAAUGAUCAUUUAAACUCCUCUAUGAUCUUCCAUACACUUCAGCUUCUGAAAUCAAUCACUGAAUUAUUUUUAAAUUUUUAAGUAGAAUUGCUUUUACGGGUUUUAAAUGGCUACUUAUCACGGCUGUGUUAGUACAACAUUACCAAGUGCUCGUUCCAAUUUCGAGUUGAUAGAAAAGCAAAUAUUGUAUUUCCCUUGGGAUUUCAUGUGCGAAGUAUUAAGCAGCGCAUAAUCUUACACCUCUUUGCUUUAAAUGUAUAAGACCGGCGUCCAUUUGUUCCUUUUGAGGGAGAAUUUCAUUUUGAAUUGCUUUAUCGGUGUGGGUGGCAUGUCUGUAAGUGUUUUUAGAUAGCAGACAUCACGAUUAUUUCAUUGCAUUAGUUUGGUGUUUUACAUUGUGUAGACGUUUUUGUCUCAGCAAACUCACAGCAGUACCAUUUAAAUAUUUUAAAUGUCUAUAGAAAGAUGCACUUUGCAAGUGAUAAACACAAAAGGCACAAGG
Misgurnus anguillicaudatus (oriental weatherfish) is the source of this 13498-nucleotide messenger RNA. RefSeq names its product CUB and Sushi multiple domains 2 (gene csmd2). NCBI's taxonomy places the organism in Eukaryota, Metazoa, Chordata, Actinopteri, Cypriniformes, Cobitidae. The record is from RefSeq and is a predicted model, not a curated record.